AUGGCCGAUAAAACAGUUAUUAAGCCUACUGCUUCAGCUCCUGCUAUCGAUACUUCUAAAUGGCCUCUUCUUUUGAAGAACUAUGAUCAGUUGAAUGUUCGUACCGGUCAUUACACUCCCAUUCCUAGUGGUUGUUCUCCUUUGAAGCGUCCUCUUGAUGAGUACGUUCGUUAUGGUGUUAUCAAUCUUGAUAAGCCUGCCAACCCUUCUUCCCAUGAGGUUGUUGCUUGGAUCAAGCGUAUUCUUCGUGUUGAAAAGACUGGUCACUCUGGUACCCUUGAUCCCAAGGUUACUGGCGGUUUGAUUGUCUGUGUUGACAGAGCCACUCGUUUGGUCAAGUCUCAACAAGGUGCUGGUAAAGAGUAUGUCUGUAUUCUCCGUCUCCACGAUGCCAUUGAUAGCGAAAAGAAGUUGUCCCAAGCUAUUGAAACCUUGACUGGUGCUCUUUUCCAACGUCCUCCUCUCAUCUCUGCCGUCAAGCGUCAAUUGCGUGUUCGUACCAUCCACGAAAGCAAGUUGCUUGAAUUCGACAACGACCGCCAUCUUGCCGUCUUCUGGGCUUCUUGUGAAGCUGGUACUUACAUGCGUACUCUCUGUGUUCACUUGGGUCUUUUGCUCGGUGUUGGUGGUCAUAUGCAAGAACUUCGUCGUGUUCGUUCCGGUACUACAUCCGAAAAUGAUGAUAUUGUCACUAUGCACGAUGUUUUGGAUGCCCAAUGGUUGUAUGACAACACCAAGGACGAGACUUACCUCCGUCGUGUUGUUCGUCCCUUGGAAUCUCUUUUGACCAACUACAAGCGUGUCGUUGUCAAGGACAGUGCUGUCAAUGCUCUCUGUUACGGUGCCAAGCUCAUGCUUCCUGGUCUCUUGCGUUUCGAGAGCGGUAUUGAGAUCAACGAUGAGAUUGUUUUGAUGACCACCAAGGGUGAAGCUAUUGCUCUUGCCUACGCACAAAUGACUACUGCUGUCAUGGCCACUUGCGAUCACGGUGUUGUUGCCAAGGUCAAGCGUGUUAUCAUGGAGCGUGACACAUAUCCUCGUAGAUGGGGUAUGGGCCCUGUUGCACUCGCCAAGAAGAAGCUCAAGACUGAGGGUAAGCUCGACAAGUACGGUCGUAUCACUGAAGAGACUCCUGCCGUCUGGAAGUCAGCCUACGUUGAUUAUGCCAACAAUGCCGAUGGCAAGCAACCCGAGCCCGUUUUCGGCACUAGCUCAGAGACCAUUGUCACUGCUGCUGGUAUGGCUCCCAAGAUCACAGUUCUCGAUGUUGCCGCCAAGGACAACGCCCCUGCCAAGCGUGCUCGUGAGGAAGAUGUUGAGGAGGCCGAAACCAAGAAAGCAAAGAAGGAGAAGAAGGAGAAGAAGAGCAAAAAGGAGAAGAAAAGCAAGGCUUAA
Molecule: messenger RNA, 1395 nt
Organism: Mucor velutinosus
Lineage: Eukaryota; Fungi; Mucoromycota; Mucoromycetes; Mucorales; Mucoraceae
Gene: PMP3
Product: plasma membrane proteolipid Pmp3
Exons: 5
Coding region: 1-1395 (464 amino acids)
Biological process (GO): rRNA pseudouridine synthesis; mRNA pseudouridine synthesis; box H/ACA sno(s)RNA 3'-end processing
Cellular component (GO): box H/ACA snoRNP complex
Molecular function (GO): RNA binding; pseudouridine synthase activity
Source: RefSeq, a predicted model, not a curated record